This is a messenger RNA of Saccoglossus kowalevskii, 471 nucleotides long. Its product is annotated as polynucleotide 5'-hydroxyl-kinase NOL9-like. Lineage: Eukaryota; Metazoa; Hemichordata; Enteropneusta; Harrimaniidae. Gene Ontology annotation, biological process: cleavage in ITS2 between 5.8S rRNA and LSU-rRNA of tricistronic rRNA transcript (SSU-rRNA, 5.8S rRNA, LSU-rRNA). The record is from RefSeq and is a predicted model, not a curated record. Gene Ontology annotation, cellular component: nucleus. Gene Ontology annotation, molecular function: polynucleotide 5'-hydroxyl-kinase activity.
CAAAUUAUGUAUGCCCUUAAUGCGUCAGUUGUUGCGCUUUGCACUGCCGACAAAUCACAGAUGGUACAUAAGAAUGAUACAAACGUUCCUUCUUUCUUUGAGUUCACUCCAAUAUCUAGAUGUGUUGGUUUGGGUGUUAUCAGAGGAAUUGACCCCAAAAGGAAGUUGUUUUAUAUGUUGACUCCAGUGUCAUCUGUGGAACUAGGUCAUGUGACUACAUUUUUGAAAGGUGAUAUGACUCUACCAAAUGAUGUACUGUUACAGGAAUCUUAUGAUACUGAUGUACCAUACGUCAUAUCAAAAUUCUCUUACUCUGUUACUGGAUCGGGUGCAGUGAAGAUACGAAGAAAUUUAUUAAGGAAAACAAGUCAAGUUAAAAAAUGAAUAAAGUCGAAUUCUUUAAUGUGUAAUAUUAAUUCACAAAAUAAUGUAAAAAAAAAUGUUAAUAAUCACUUAACUUGAGGGGGGGGC